UCUACGCGUACGUACAUACACCACCCGCGGUUAUGACUGAAUGUUGUGGAGCCCACUUCAAAGACCAAAUGUUUCGGAAGAAAUCAUUCAUGAUCUAGAAGACGCUGGUGUUUUUCUUGGGCAGUGAAAAGGAGGAGAUAUUAUCGAGGAACUAUUCACACGGCUUUGUAGUUUUUUUCGACCGUGAUUUUCGCCCGAUUUGCCGUCAGAAUGGGAGGGAUGGCGAGUUGGUGGUGCUUUACUGGAAUACUGUUUUUCGCCGUGCCGAGUGGUGUUGUUGAAGCGAAAUUCCGACGCAGCGAUAUCGAGAGUGAAUCCUGGUCGGAGUUCCCUGUCCAUUUCUCGCCCUUGAAGGACCAGUCCGUCCUCCUCUCCAAACUAUCCUGGAAUUCCAGCAGUGUGUUCCCGCCCAGGGCGAAGCUCGGCCAGGGCGGACUCUAUGCCGACCAGAUGGUGGGCAUCCUGGGUUCCCACUCCGGGGCAGUGAGGGCAACGUUUGGCCCAUUCUCCGUGGAGGACAGCUUAGAGAGAGAGCGAAACAAUUCCAACUUGUUGGACUUUGACGUCAAGGCCGAAGUCGCGACUCGUUUUGUCUCGCCGCACAACUCACGGAUUCAAAUCUUAUUUCUGCUCAGAGCAAAACAUUCGGGUAUCAAAACAAUGCCUUGUCUGAGAGCUAGAGCCCACUUCAGUGGAGCUGAAGUGGUGGCGGCUUGUACCCCAUCGUCGACGUCUUCAUCUUGCCUGGCCCAGAUAACGAUCCCGCCCGAUUGGUGGCAGGCGAGGGAAUCGACGAGCAUCCAGACGCUUCAAGUCUCAUACUCGGUACAUAUGCCCCCGAAUAGUGAUUGCCUGAUGGGAACCAGUGACCUGCUGGUCCCCGAGCGUAGUUUAGGCGAUGUCCAGUUCCAGCAACGACAAGAAGCUUUAAAGACCAUCAAGGAAGAUGAAUUUAUCUGGCUGCACAUCCCUAAAAUGGACGUCGCUGUUCAAGAACGAUUUCAGAUUGCUGUAUCCAUUCAUCAAAACUUCACCGCUGCCGGCUGCCUCAUAAGGGCUAAAGCAAGGCGCGGACUACGCGUAGUGGACGUCCAUCCGGCCAAUCAGAAUGUUUGGAAUGUCCUGUACAAGGUGAAACAAGGUGGCGCGUCUGCCAUGGUGACCAUAGAGCGGAGUACGACCACAGCGACCCCACCAACUGAACACGGAUUGUCUGUGGACAUGACGGCAUUCACUGUAGAGUUUGAAGUGGAGAAUACAACGUCCAGUACUCGUCUGGUCAACUGGCGGAUCGACUCCACCAACGUCGUGACGACGAUACCCGUCGCUUCUCAGUCCAGCCAGGCUCUCAUUCCUAUCACCUGGGCGGAUGAUAUUGUCAACACAGCCGUCCUGAACGGGCAGAGGGUCUCGGUUCCCAUUAGCGUCAUCACGGUUACACGCUCGGGCCAGGUGCACAACAUAACGGCGUCGGCUCAGUGUACCAGCUUGGAUCCUGAGAUACUCAAGGUGAAACAAGACUGCAGCGCCGUCUACGUCGACGGAAGUGAAACGAGCGGCGCACUUGGCAAGAAAAUCCUGGUGUCGUUUGCUGGGAGAGAGGUGUAUAGAGAGUUCAAUGUCUGGUACCCUGAACUACCCUUAGAGGUUGUACUGUCUGACCCCAAACUGAGCCAGAUCAGAGGAUGGAAGAUACCAGUGCCAAAGGAGAGGUCAAGACGAGACUCUCAGCAAGCCCUUAGUUUGGGGGCGGAGACUCUGGGCCUACUUGGGAGGGGUGAUCUAGAGAUCGACAAUGGGAGGGAUCACAUGACCAAGGGCAAAUGCCAGCUGAGGCAUCAACAGUCCAAAGUGAAUAUCUAUACAAGGUUUUACGCUCCGCAAGCCAAUACAGUUCCACGUGUGACAGGCCGCAGACAGUAUCUUUAUGGAGAUGAUAUCCGCCACCAUGUCACCCAUCACACCAAGAGCCAACUCCGAGCCCUUGACCCCUCAGUCGUCCUUGUUGAGGGGACCAGGGUCACUGGUCUUACCACCGGAGAUACACUUAUCCAGGUUGUCAGUCCAGAUGGCCAAAAGAUUCUCGGCGAAUCAAACAUCACCGUGUCGGCCAACAAGGCGGAGGUGAUCGAGCUCCAUGUUAGUCUGGUAUCCGGGCUGACCUUGGAGGCAGUACCGCUUGGUCCAGAGGAUGGUGGGAGAGACAGGAGCUUGACCAGGGUCACAUCUCGCAGGGUGCUGUUUGCUCAGUUCCAGGAAGCCAUCAUGGAUGCAAGGCUGGAAUUUGACGACGGCACUGAAGUCGCCCUUCAGGACAUCAACCCAAAGGACUUUGAGGCAGUCAUCACCACCCUCAACCCAGAGAUAGUUGCUGAGAGCCCGGGCUCUACCCCUCACCACCCUGCUGUAAUCGCCGUCAAAGAGGGCUCUACGACUCUCAUGUUGGAGGUAGCACUCCCUCUGGAGUGUCAGCGCCGUAAACGCAACAGCGCCAUCUCAUUUGACGUCAUCCCGGUCAAUGUGUCCUUCGCCGAGAAACCUGAACCGUGGUGGCCGAACGGCAUGGACGAAGUAGGGAUGGAUGACAGUAGGGAUGGACUCAUCGGGAGGAUCGGUUUGACCCCCGAAGUGGGGGCGGUGGACUAUGGAGUGGUGCGUGGCGACUACGACCCUGAGAGGAAGAAGCCACAUCACCGUGGCGGCGGCAAUAACAAACCAGAGGGUGGUAUUAUCUCCAUCCCCAUCGAUAUUCCCAUCGGUGACAUGUUCCCGAAGAACCCCGCCGUUGACUAUGGCGCCUACGAUGAAGACCUUGACAACGACGCCAACAACCAUUUGACAUACUCACAGGAAUCUCUGAGUCCUCUGGAGAUUGGAAUGUACAUCGUUUUGGGAAUCUUCUGCAUUGCCAUCUUAGCUUUCAUGGUCAACUGUGUCCUCUUCAUGGCCCGGUACCGUAACUCCAAGAAGGUACCCGCUCCCAUGGGUAACACCUACCCCCAGAACUGGGUGCUCUUCGGGACGGAGUUUGACGGGCGGACCUUGCCGCAUCCUCACUUUACCGAGGAGAGAAUCCCCAUGAGGGAUUUCCGCGAUGAGAGUAAUCAUGAUGACUGCUGUAGCCGCGGUGAGCACACUUGCACCGAAAGUGAAGUCAGCAUCGAGAGACACAGCAUCGAAGACGAGCAAGAUGGAGGUUGCCAAGAGGAUGCGGGGAGGAGCGUUGCCAUGGUGAGGAGCGACAACAAUGAGGAGGGACCCCAUUGUCACCACGCCUGUAGUGGCGAGUCGGAGGAAUCUGUGUCAUGUGUCAUUGCCGAGGGUCACGAGACCAGUGAGUUUCUUCCGUGCCAAUGCGAGUGUCAUUUUGAUGAGAACGUCCAGAACAGCUCGUCAGAAAUUGAUAUUGAAUUGGUGGAGGAGUCAGAGUGUACAGAAAGGACACCCUUGAAGCACCAAUCAGAGCCAAGCAAUAUCCCCACCGCAGGGGCAUGCUGUGACAUUACCGGUGACACUCACAGUGACACACACCCCGACACACCAAGUGAUACACACUCGAACUCUGAAUUGAGAGUAACAAUUACUACCGGCGAGUUGGAAUCGCCGACGGGUAGUACGAAAUCUCAAGACGAUGUCGAUCUGGAGAUCGUUUUAGAUCAAGCAGAUGAGGAGCAGAUCUCAUGCUGAUGUUCAGAUGCUUCUUAAGAUUAUACAAUUAUUAUUAUUAUUAAUUUUUUCAAUUAUGUGCACCAGAAGAAUAUUUUCCAGCACAACUUUUUUCAAAAGGUGUACGUUUUUAACUAUUUAGGGGUAAACUAUCGGGUCCAUAGUGAAAAUGACCACCACAAAAUAAUUUAAGAAAUAUUUUUAGUUAUUCAUCACCAUUCACUUUUCAAUUUACAAGGGAAAUGUUCUUGUGAAGUAUUUUGAAUCGCAGGCAAUGCAAUUUUAAUCCCAAAUACCACCUAUUUUGUUAAAAUUUAGAAGGGGAAAACUUUGACCUCUAUUUAUAUUUGCUUUAUUCUGUCCAGGAUAAAUUAUUCUUCCCCAACAAUAAUGCAAGUUUUAAACACAAUUUGUUUCUGUUAAAGAAAUGAUAUAUGUCAAGCACUGUGUGGAAGCAGUAUUAAAAAAUAGUCUGUAUUUAUUGUAUAAAGGUAAAACAAAAACAAAACGAUGUAAAAAGUGUAAUAAAGUAUACAAAGAAACCAUAUAUUAUGAGAAUUUAACCAAUUUAAUCGAGGAAGGACACAAGAACAAUUUGUAUAUUUUUAAGCAUCAAUUUUAUCGUGUAAAUUGUAAUUUAUAAGUGGAAAGACUUAGUAAGGUAUUUUUCGGCUGGAGAAGAGAUUUGUCUUUACUUUAUUAAUAAUUAUUUGUUAUUGUUUUAAACGGUGCUACAAAAUAGUGUCUCCAAAAGUAAUAGUUUCAAAUAAGAGAUAUUAUUUCCGGUUAAUGAAAACAUCUUUCGCAGAUUAGUGGAAUGAAUCCCCCAUCACCCAUUUCUGAGAAAACAAAUUUCGCUCCAUUUCCUAAACAAAGCUGUACCAUCCUUUUCAUUGAGAUGUUUCAUUCGUGCUAUUGUUUUAUUCUUCUUUCACAUCUUCCAUGAUGAUUGACCUUUUCAUUGUCGAUAAACAAACCGCACUGGUUGGCGAGGAUGGCCGAAUGUUAGUAAAACACUCAAUCGUG
Asterias rubens (European starfish) is the source of this 4692-nucleotide messenger RNA. RefSeq names its product transmembrane protein 132E-like. The transcript has 10 exons. The coding region runs from base 211 to 3687 and encodes 1158 amino acids. NCBI's taxonomy places the organism in Eukaryota, Metazoa, Echinodermata, Asteroidea, Forcipulatida, Asteriidae. The record is from RefSeq and is a predicted model, not a curated record.